Molecule: messenger RNA, 3493 nt
Organism: Sebastes umbrosus (honeycomb rockfish)
Lineage: Eukaryota; Metazoa; Chordata; Actinopteri; Perciformes; Sebastidae
Gene: wrap53
Product: WD repeat containing, antisense to TP53
Exons: 11
Coding region: 400-2076 (558 amino acids)
Biological process (GO): Cajal body organization
Cellular component (GO): Cajal body
Molecular function (GO): RNA binding; protein binding
Source: RefSeq, a predicted model, not a curated record
CAACUCUCGCGAUACUUUGAAACGCAUGGCCGCCCCACAGUGUUUACAACUUCUCGCAAUGAACUGCUGAAUAGAAACCACAAAAGUGCCCGAAGUAGAAGGACGUGGAGUAUUUCCGUGUAUCAUUCGUGCUCUCCGGCUUCAGGUGAAACUUUAACACCAUCGAGGAGAGAAAGUUUGCAGCUAAAUCUCGAGAAAAAACACCAAAAGGCCAGGAAAGCCACAACACAGGCUAGUCGGUGCUGUGAUGUCCUCGACCCCCAGCAGACUCAAACACCCACUCUGCAGGAAGAAGCACUAUCCUAGUAGCACCUACCUCACCCACGUCUGACAGCCAACCACACCAGGACAAAAGGACUUUUAAGCACUUUGACAGGAGAGAUUGAUAAACAAAGAGAGAUGUCUGACACAGCUGGAGGUGGUGAAAGCGGUGGUGUGGUGCAAGAAGCAGAGGCGGAUAAUGAGCCCCCUCUUCAGGUGCCACCUUUGCUCGAAGGUGACGGCUUGGAUGUAGGGGAGACCUCAGAGGAAGGGGUGCCUCCGUCUGCCAAGCGGCCCAGAGUGAAAGAGGAGGAACCGGUACCGGAGCAGGUUGCAAAGCCUGUCAAGAUGCACGGAGAAACACCAGCACAGGCUGUCUCGCUGCAGGAAGACCCAGCCCCACCAGCACAAAGAACAGGAGAACCACUACAAUGUGAGGACGGACCGGUAGAGGAAGAGGUGCCCGUCAGUGUGGGAGGUGAAGAAGAAUGCCAUCAGAAUGGAGACCGAGGCCACGACGCCCCCUUAGAAGAAGGAGAGGCGAAACCAGAGGAGGAGCACAACGGUAGCGAAUCCGCAGACAGCCCCAGUGAAGGACAGCGCCUUGGCCUAGAUUUUACCCAGAACCCUCAAAUGCUGACUGGUUCCUGUACCGAGUACUCCAACCUUCCAGAGAAUUACCUCAAAGGCUGCAAAUGGGCCCCUGAUGGUUCCUGUAUCCUGACCAACAGUGCAGACAAUGUGCUCCGCGUGUACAACAUCCCUCCAGAGAUUUACAGCUACAACUGGGACUGUCUUCCUGAGAUGAGUCCAGUGCUGAGGAUGGCAGAGGGAGACACCAUCUACGACUACUGCUGGUACCCCAAGAUGAACUCUCUGGACGCGGACACAUGCUUUCUAGCCAGCAGCAGCCGCGACAACCCAGUCCACGUGUGGGACGCAUUUUACGGGGAGGUGCGAGCCAGUUUCCGACCCUACAAUCACCUGGAUGAGCUGACGGCAGCCCACUCCCUCUGCUUCUCGCCCGACGGAACGCAGCUCUACUGCGGCUUCGACAAAACCGUCAGGGUCUUCUACACCGAUCGUCCCGGAAGAGACUGCGAGGAGCGGCCCACCGUAGUUAAGAAGCAGGGCCAAAGUGGCAUCAUCUCCUGCUUUGGCUUCAGCCCGUGCCAGUCUGUUUACGCCUGUGGCUCUUACUCCCGCUGCGCUGGCCUCUACUCCUGCCAAGACGGCACCCUGCUGGCUCUGCUGCCGACCCGCCACCACGGAGGCCUCACCCAUCUGCUCUUCUCCCCCGACGGCAACUACCUGUACACCGGCGGGCGCAAGGAUCCAGAAAUCCUGUGCUGGGACCUAAGAGAGCCGGACAAGGUUGUGUUUUCACUUAAGAGAAACGUGGCCACGAACCAACGCAUCUACUUUGAUCUGGACCUGUCAGGCAGGUACCUGCUGAGCGGCGACACAGAGGGAGUGGUGUCGGUUUGGGACACCCAGACAGCUCCUCCUGAUGGUAACGAGGAGCUACUGCAACCUCAGCUCAGGUUCCCGGCCCAUUGGGACUGCACCAACGGCAUCAGUAUUCAUCCCUUCAUGCCGCUGUUGGCGACAUCCAGUGGGCAGCGCCAGUUCCCGGGGCCCGGCGACAGCGAGGGCGACUCCGCCUCCGAGGGCGAGGGAGGCGAAGCCGUGAUGCCACCUCAGGAGACCCGACAAGACAACGCCCUGAGCCUGUGGUGGGCCGGUCCGCUCGGCCCGGCCGCCGAGGAGAGCCAAGAAGAGCAGAGUACAGAGGUGGUGGCGGCGGAGGCCUGAAGCUCCGUUAGAUCAGCCGGCUGACACAAAUUGAGUUACACCUGCCAUGUGAUAUUUAUUUUAGGAACGUCUGAUUCGGAUAAAGCUAAUUAUGAGUCAGUCUUUUUCACAUCAGCAAAUCCAGAGGUGGGAAUACCAUUUUCUUGAUCAUUUUUUAAACAUCUGGUUACCAUAAACAUUUACAGUCCAAAUAAAUUUGAGUCUUAACAUAUCAUCUGCAAGUUUACAACAUUUACUGACACACUUGCAGAGUUCAAAUUAAACGAUUAUAAAACAUUUGACAUCAGGUCAGUGUAGAACACAUUAUCAGGGUUCUGUGUUUAUUGUUUUAACGCCAAUUCGGUAAAUAAGAAUAGGAACUAAUUUAUAUGCCAAAACUGGUUAACCUUAAAAGCAAGGAGUUUUUUUUUUUAAGCCUUACUCGGGUUGAGACAAGAUACAGAUUGGAUUAGGACCUAAAAUCAAUUUUUGUUAUAUAAUUAUUAUUAUUUUUAAACCAGACAAGAUUAAAUAUGAUUCCUUAUGGCAAAUGUGCUUCCUGAAUUGGAUGAAUUCGGUUGAUUCGAAAGGCCUCGACUGGCGUGAAGCAGCCCGGCGUCCGUCUACUGAUCGCCCCUCUGAUCUGCGUUGUAUCCGUGGGAGUGUUUGUUUACGUGUGUGUGGCUGUAAUGCUGCCCUGGAGAUUCCUAACUGCUAUAGUUACAGUUAAGUGCCAUUUGUUCUCGAGCUUUGCUUUUGUAAAACCGAUAGGGAUCUCCUGUUUUUACCUUCUUUUUUAAACUACCGGACGCACGCAAAGUGUUGCGUCGCUCCGUGCAUGCCCACAAAUGUAUAUUUUUGUAAAGCCAUGAUGAUCAUUCUGAUUUUUCGAAUGUAUACUCCGUAUGCAGCUAGCUUGAUUACUGUAACCUCAUGACGGUCUGUGAAGUCUUUAAGUAGUGGGUGCACCUGGAAAAAACGAGCGAUGUCUAUUCUUUGUUUUUACAGAUUGGACUCGGAUUACAUGUGUACCUGUGUGAGCGGUGAUGUGGCGGCACAUUGUGUUUGUAUUAAUAAUGUACUGCGGUGAUUUGCUCAAUGCUUAUGUUGCCAUCAGUGGGGUGUUCUUUGCUUUAGGGGUUUCUUUGCAGAGGAAGCACAGCAUGCUCCAACCAAAAGCCUUGUAUCUUUAGACACUGAGGAAUCGAUCUCCAGGUUUCACUUCUUGGAAGUCAAAUUUGUUGCCAAGCAAUAGUAGCUACGAUAGCUGCUGUUAUACAAUACUACACAGAUUUGCUCUACCAGGAAGCUUUAGGAACCACGUAGGCCUUGGUGAUGAGACACAAGUCUCUAGAUAGAUGGCUGUGUCUGCGACAGGUGGCUUUCUGGUGGUUUUAUUCAAGCUGCAGUGAAUUAAAAGCAUAUCUCUUCACAUUCU